Molecule: messenger RNA, 3818 nt
Organism: Anguilla anguilla (European eel)
Lineage: Eukaryota; Metazoa; Chordata; Actinopteri; Anguilliformes; Anguillidae
Product: zinc finger E-box-binding homeobox 2-like
Exons: 9
Coding region: 35-3757 (1240 amino acids)
Biological process (GO): regulation of transcription by RNA polymerase II; anatomical structure development
Molecular function (GO): DNA-binding transcription factor activity, RNA polymerase II-specific; RNA polymerase II cis-regulatory region sequence-specific DNA binding
Source: RefSeq, a predicted model, not a curated record
CUUUGGUCGGACCGUCCCGACGGGGCGGCGGGACAUGGACGGGGUGCGGGCGCUGCGAGCCCCCGGCCGGGACGCCCAGGAGGCGUGGUGGAGGAGGUUUCCCGCGGAACGGCGCGUCGUCCGCGCGUCUGUCGAAGUGCUGAAUUAUGAGAACAUGGUGGAAACGGGCUCGGAGACGGACGAGGACGACAAGCUGCUCGUCUCCGAGGAGGACGGCCUGGCCAACGGGGACGCCAGCCCGGCCAGCCUGCCCAAUCACGAGGCGGCGGCGUCGCCCAGGGCGGGCCACGCCCUGAUGACGGCGAAGGAGGACGAGGAAGAGGACCUGAGGAACGGCGCGGCGGACCACGUCUGGCACGGCGGCGACGUGCUGCGGGCCGCGGUCCACGGGACGGAUGAGAUGAAGGACGAGUUCGAUUCCAUGGGGCCUGACGUCGCUCAUCAGAGACUUGGAAAUGGUACAGUUAAGAACGUUGAUUGCACUUCGGAAUUCGAGGAGUUUUUUUCCGAGCGGAAGCUGGAGGAAGCGGAGAGCCACGUGGUCAGCAUCGCCGAGUACCUGCAGCGGGGGGACACCGCCAUCAUUUACCCAGAAGCCCCGGAGGAGCUGUCCCGUCUGGGCACGCCCGAGGCGAACGGACCGGAGGAGAAUGACGCACCACCUGGAACUCCAGAUGCUUUCGCCCAACUGUUGACCUGCCCCUACUGCGACCGGGGCUACAAGCGGCUGACGUCGCUCAAGGAACACAUCAAGUACCGCCACGAGAAGAACGAGGAGAACUUCUCCUGCCCCCUGUGCAGCUACACGUUCGCCUACCGCACUCAGCUUGAGCGACAUAUGGCCACACACAAGCCAGGAAGAGAUCAGCACCAACUGCUGAACCAAGGAGCUGGCAACCGCAAGUUCAAAUGCACAGAAUGCGGCAAGGCCUUCAAAUACAAACACCAUCUGAAGGAACACCUGCGGAUUCACAGCGGUGAAAAGCCGUACGAAUGCCCGAACUGCAAGAAGCGCUUCUCCCACUCGGGCUCGUACAGCUCUCACAUCAGCAGCAAGAAGUGCAUCGGCCUGAUCGCGGUGAACGGAAGGAUGCGCGGCAGCAUGAAGACGGGAUCCUCGCCCACGUCGGCCUCCUCCUCCCCCACCAACUCCGCCAUCAGCCAGCUCCGGCACAAGCUGGAGAACGGGAGGCCCCCGGGCCUCCAGGACCAGGCCGGCCACCUCGACAUCAAGAGCGAGCCUCUGGACUUCAAUGACUACAAGCUCAUGAUGGCCUCCCACGGCUUCGGCACGCCCGGGCCCUUCAUGAACGGAGGGAUGGGGGGAGGGAGCCCGCUGGGGGUGCACAAUUCGGCCCAGAGUCCCUUGCAGCAUUUGGGGAUGGGGAUAGACUCUCAGCUCCUCGGGUACCCCGGCCUGGCGAACAACCUCAGCGAGGUGCAGAAGGUCCUCCAGAUCGUGGACAACACGGUGUGCCGACAGAAAAUGGACUGCAAGCCGGAGGAGAUCUCCAAGCUCAAGGCCUACAUGAAGGAGCUGGGGUCUCCGCUCGAGGAGCAGAGGCAGGGCCUGACGUCUCCUGGGGCUCCCCCCGCCAGUCUUCCAGUCGUCAGCCACAAUGGCGCCACCAAAAGCAUCAUCGACUACACGCUAGAGAAGGUGAACGAAGCCAAAGCCUGCCUCCAGAGCUUGACCACGGACUCAAAGAGACAAAUUAGCAAUAUCAAAAAAGAGAGAUCGAAUCACGUGCUAGACCUCGGCCACGAGGACAAGAUGCACGACAACAACAUGCUGUUUACACCGUUUUCUUGCCAGUACUGCAAAGAAACAUUUCCGGGCCCGAUUCCCCUGCAUCAACACGAACGCUACCUGUGCAAAAUGAACGAGGAGAUCAAGGCGGUCCUGCAGCCUAACGAAAACCUGGCGCCCAGCAAGCCGGGGAUGUUCACUGAGAAGCACGCCCUCUUGCUCUCUUCCAUGCUUUCGGAGAAAGGGGUACCGAGCUCCCUGAACCCCUACAAGGACCACAUGUCUGUACUGAAAGCCUACUUCGCCAUGAACAUGGAACCCAAUUCGGAGGAACUACUAAAGAUUUCCAUAGCGGUGGGCCUCCCUCAGGAAUUUGUGAAAGAGUGGUUUGAGCAGAGGAAAGUCUACCAGUACAACAAUUCCAGGACCCCGCCUCUAGAACGGAACAGCAUGGACAUGUCGCUGGCUGUUGCCAAUCACACCCCCUCAAAAGAUUCCUUAGCAGCCAGGUCUCCGGUGUCCCUGGUCAAGGCCGCCAACCGCAUCACGUCCCCCUCCAUAGCGGAGCUCCACAACAACAUCAACAACUUCGACGCUCCCCUCCGGCUCUCCAAAACCGCCCAGUUUACCGGCGGGAAGCAGGCGGGCGACAAGCUGGACCACUCGAGGAGCAACACGCCUUCCCCGUUGAACCUUUCUUCCACGUCUUCGAAAAACUCCCACAGCAGCUCGUACACUCCAAACAGCUUCACGUCGGAGGACCUCCAGGCCGAGCCUCUGGACCUCUCCCUGCCAAAGCUCAUGAGGGAACCCAAGGGGGUCCUGUCCGUGAAAAGCAGGCCCAAACCCAACAGCAUACCUACAGACCACAACAGCGCUCCCUCCCCCAGGGAGCUGCUGGAGGAGCCGCUCAACCUGGCGUAUCUCAAGAAGGAGUUUGCCGGCUCCAACAAUGGCGGCAACCUGGACAAAAGCACUAGCCCCAUGUUCGGCAUUAACCCCUUCGGUGCCAAACCUCUGUACACCUCGCUUCCUCCGCAGAGCGCGUUCCCUCCGGCCACGUUCAUGCCCCCGGUUCAAGCCAGUAUACCCGGACUGGGACCGUACCCGGGGCUGGAUCAAAUGAGCUUCCUACCGCACAUGGCCUACACUUAUGCAACAGGAGCAGCCACUUUCGCUGAGCUGCAGCAACGAAGGAAAUACCAGCGGAAACCAGGUUUCCAGGGGGAGCUGCUCGACGGGACGGCCGAUUAUAUGUCAGGCCUGGAUGACCUGACAGACUCUGAGUCCUGUCUGUCUCGGAAGAAGAUUAAGAAGACAGAAAGUGGUAUGUACGCGUGUGACUUGUGCGACAAAACAUUCCAGAAGAGCAGUUCCCUCCUAAGACACAAAUAUGAGCACACAGGAAAGCGACCGCACCAGUGUCAGAUCUGCAAGAAGGCGUUCAAACACAAGCACCACCUUAUAGAGCACUCCCGGCUGCACUCGGGGGAGAAGCCGUACCAGUGCGACAAGUGCGGCAAGCGCUUCUCCCACUCGGGCUCCUACUCCCAACACAUGAACCACCGCUACUCCUACUGCAAGAGGGAGGCGGAGGAGCGGGAGGCGGCCGAGAAGGAGGCGCGGGAGAAGGGGCACCUGGAGCCCACCGAGCUGCUGAUCAACCGGGCGUACCUCCAGGGCAUCACUCCUCAGGGCUACCCCGACGCCGGGGAGCGGGACGGCGUCCCGAGGGGGGGCGGGCCGGACGGGGCGGCCCGGGAGCGGCAGAAGGAGGCGGAGGGGGCGUACGCGAAGCUGGGCCGCCGCGAGGAGCGCUUCGAGGUGGAGGAGGAGGAGGAGGAAGAGGAGGAGGAGAGCGAGAACAAGAGCAUGGACACGGACCCGGACACCCCACGGGGCGCGGAGGAGAACGGGGAGCACUCCCUGGACGAGAGCUCGAUGGACGGCAAAACGGAAACCAAAUCAGAUCGCGAGGACAACAUGGAGGACGGCGUGUGUAAUUAAAACUACUGCGUUUUCAAAGCUUCCCACUUCUUUUUUUUUUGUUCUUUUGUAAACAAAAAAA